Linum tenue is the source of this 222-nucleotide messenger RNA. NCBI's taxonomy places the organism in Eukaryota, Viridiplantae, Streptophyta, Magnoliopsida, Malpighiales, Linaceae. The record is from the annotation of a GenBank genome assembly.
AUGACCUGCGCUGGAUCUUCCACCAGCUUGACCGCAACGGCGACGCCCUGCUCAGUAUUGACGAGCUCAGCUGACUCCUCGACUGAAUUGGAUCCCUCCACUCCACCAACGAUGAGCUCGACUCCUCCGUUGGAUGAGACCACCUGGAUGGCUGCCGCCGGAAGAUUUCGCCCUAUGAUACGAAUCUCGACGACGUGCUUGAAUUUGAAAAGUUCAAGAUGA